Molecule: messenger RNA, 696 nt
Organism: Pseudozyma flocculosa PF-1
Lineage: Eukaryota; Fungi; Basidiomycota; Ustilaginomycetes; Ustilaginales; Ustilaginaceae
Exons: 2
Coding region: 1-696 (231 amino acids)
Source: RefSeq, a predicted model, not a curated record
AUGGGCAUCACGCGAUACAUCAACCCGACGGCGAUACCGCCCCUCAUCAUCUUCACGGCACUGUCGUCGUUUGCAUUCAACAACUCGCUGCUCGUCACGGCGAGAGCGGACGAGGAGAGACGGACGGCGCUCCUCCAUUCCCUCCUUGACGAUAUCGUCGCAUUGCGACGCAAUCAACUCCGCUCCCUCUCCUCUAUCCCAUUGCGGUCGCAACGUGGGAUACAAGGCGGGGGACAGAGGGAUGAAGACGGACAGAGGGAGAGGGAGCGAGAGAGGGAACUGACGGCCCGACUGGCCUCUGUCCACCCGGACGUGACCCGAUUCGGUCUCGUCCCACCCGCUUCUUCCCUCCUCCUCCACCCUUCCUCCCAACAACCAGGAUCUACAGCAACUCCCGGAGCAGCGCCGGGGCCGGGAGGGAUGGAGGAAAUCACGUGGACCCAAAUCUUCUUUGGCAAGCGCGGAGAGACGUCGAAGCGUUUCAGAGACGUCGUCGACGGUAUCCGCGCCUCCUUCACCCUACCCUCCUCCCCUUCAUCCCUCUUGGGCGGCAGCGGAAGCGGCGGCACCCGGGAAACGACAAGAGAACAAGAGGAACGGCUACGGCGCCAACGGGAGGAAGAGGAACGGCUGCUCGCCUCGUGGCGCGAGGUUGUCGGCUCGGACCUCGACGACGAAGAAGGCAAGGGGAAAUGA